Messenger RNA from Diorhabda sublineata, 1658 nucleotides. RefSeq names its product gamma-glutamyl hydrolase-like. Lineage: Eukaryota; Metazoa; Arthropoda; Insecta; Coleoptera; Chrysomelidae. Gene Ontology annotation, molecular function: gamma-glutamyl-peptidase activity. Gene Ontology annotation, biological process: tetrahydrofolylpolyglutamate metabolic process. The record is from RefSeq and is a predicted model, not a curated record. The coding region runs from base 27 to 965 and encodes 312 amino acids. The transcript is spliced from 4 exons. Gene Ontology annotation, cellular component: vacuole.
UAGUUCGUUCGUGACAAACCGAUAAAAUGUUGAAAUCAAUUUGGAUUCUAUCAGUUUUCCAUCUAUGUAGUGCUACAAAUACUCCAGUUAUUGGAAUAUUAGCACAACCCACCACUGAAUACGGGUUUGAUACAUUCAUAGCAGCUUCUUACGUUAAAUUUGUGGAAUUGGCUGGAGCCACAGUGAUACCAGUUUGGACUAAUCAAUCAACAGACUAUUAUGAAAGAGUGAUUAACUAUACAAAUGGAUUACUCUUUCCGGGAGGUGAUGCGUCUUUCGUUGAACCUGGAGGUUAUGGAGAUACAUCGAGAAAAUUAUACCAACUAGCCAAAAAAUCCAAUGACAACGGAAAUUUUUAUCCCAUAUGGGCUACUUGUUUAGGAUUUGAAGUAAUUCCUUAUGCGGAAAUAGGUCAAGAUCUUAGAGUCAACUGCUCAGUUGAAGUUAGAGGAUGGCCGUUGGAAAUGACCAAAGAUUUUAAAAACAGCAGUCUUUUUGAAAACAUACCGGAAAGAAUAUACCAAAUACUAACUACUCAAAAUGUCACCUUCAAUUUCCAUAGUUUUUGUUUGACAGAAGAAGUAUUAAAAACAUAUGGUCUGCUUUCAGAGUGGCAUAUUUUAUCAACUAACACUGACGAAAAGGGUCUAAAGUACAUUUCCACGAUGGAAAACAGGAAAUAUCCAAUAUACGGUGUUCAGUAUCAUCCGGAAAAACACGGAUUCGAAUUCGCACCACAUUAUAACUUUCCACAUACUGCAGAUAGCAUAGCAAUGAUGCAAUAUUUUGGUAAUUUUUUCGUAAACGAGGCACGAAAAAAUAACAAUACAUUUCCUAGUGAUAAAAUAAAGCUCAAUUCUAUGAUUUAUAAUUAUUGUACCAAAUUUUCUGGUUUGGAUGAUAAUUAUUACUUUUUAAUGUACGGAUUUUAUCCGAAUGAUUAUAUAAGUAAUCAAUUAGAAUAAAUAUAUUGAGUAAUUUUGAACUAAAAUAUAUUAGGUGGUAAAUAUAAAUAAUAUAUACACAAGGUGUAGGAAGUUUAUUCUAGCAUUAGCGGUUGAGAUAGCUUCUUAAUGGUUUUUAAGUAAAUUAAUUAGACAUGAUUAGACAUUUGAUAAAUAAAAACAAUGAUUAAUAAUCACUACACGUACUCUAUUAUAGAUAAACACGCUGCAAAGGAACAAGUAUAAAGUGUUAAGUGAAGCCACGAAAACAAAAAAAUCGCAUAUCAAAUAACUAUGCUACGCUCGGUAAAUAAAUAUCAACAUUAGAAGAUUCAGUGAAUACAUACAGCACUGCUUGAAAUAGGGUUAAAAAGUGAAAUAUUAUAUGUCAAAAAAAGUUAUUCCAAUUUUAACAAGUCCAUCUAGCAGUCCAGAGUCGAUUGAAACCUUUUGGCAUAACAUGAGGGAAAAAUUCAAAAUCAAAACCCGCAGAAACCGUUGCACAAAUUCUCUUCAAGGAACUUAGAAUAAUGUACACUAUAAGACAGCGUUGGAUAGUAUUAUGCGAAGAUGAAUACAAGUUGUAAUUAGACACAGUGGUGAUUUGAUUUAAUCUAAUUUCGUUGAUUUUUAAAAAUAGAGAUUCCUCUUAUUCCUAAAAUAGAUGUUUUUAGCUAUGUUAUAGACAUAUUACAUUAAAAUUGAUUGAAUCAA